This is a messenger RNA of Drosophila obscura, 2002 nucleotides long. Its product is annotated as sodium- and chloride-dependent glycine transporter 1-like. The record is from RefSeq and is a predicted model, not a curated record. The transcript is spliced from 9 exons. Lineage: Eukaryota; Metazoa; Arthropoda; Insecta; Diptera; Drosophilidae. Gene Ontology annotation, biological process: sodium ion transmembrane transport. Bases 168 to 1964 code for a protein of 598 amino acids. Gene Ontology annotation, cellular component: membrane.
UCGGCUCUACUAAUUAGUCCGUCAAUUUAAAGUAGAAAACGCGCACGGAUCGUUCGCAGCACAACAACAGCAACAAAAUAUACAGAGAAUACAUAGAUUAUAUGUAUAUACAGCUGUUCUCUAAGAUUAUUUACAUAUAAAUCAUCUAAAUCAAGGCUGCUGCCGCCAUGGUCUAUGAGACAUCAUAUGCCACCGGCCAGAAACCCUUCAGCCCGGAUCUAGAUCGUGGAAAAUGGGAAAAACCAACGGAUUUUGUAUACGCCUGCUUUGGACUCGCCCUAAAGAUGGACAUUUUUGUGGCCUCAUAUUGGUACUUCUUCGAUUUGGGCAUUUUUGGCAUGCUGCCCUACUACAUGUACAUGGUCAUCUUUUUGGUGCCGAUUCUGGUGAUACAUUCCUUCAUGGGACAAUUUUCCAGCAGCGGCUUUAUAUCAGCAUUUCGUGUGUCGCCGUUUUUCAAGGGCAUGGGCUAUGUCAGCACUUUGCUCACCAUCUCCAUGCUCAUCUACUACGGCAUCUUUGCGGCUGUACCACUUUUGUUUAUCAUCAACUCCAUUCGUCCCACGCUGCCAUGGAGCUGUGAGGGCAUAAAGUCCUGGCACAACGAAUCCAGCGAUCAGUUGACUAUUUGCAAUCAUACAAAAGCCGAUGGGGACUUAAUUAAUUUUAGCGACAACGAAACGAGCGACUUCAAGCUACUUCAUGUGCCAUCGGUGCUCUACUUCCAAAACCAUUUUAGCCUGAAUGAGGUGUAUCGAUUUGCGGAUCUGGGCCAGGACUACGAGCUGUCGUGGCAUUUUGUGGGCCUCUUUAUAGUGGUCUGGUCCAUCAUUGGCUUUAUUUUUUACAAGUUCUCGGAGACGGCCAAGUUUGGCUGGCUGCUGCGGCACAUGGUCCUGGUGACACUGGCCCUUUUGGGUGUGUGCUUUGUGCGUUUCCUCUUUCUGCCUGGCUCCAUCGGUGGACUUAUGAAUUAUCUGACGCCGCGAUUGGAUGACUUGAUAAUGGGCAGCGGCUCUACCUUUAUUAUGGUGCUGCAGGCCUUCGGCGCCGGCUGGGGCAGUGUGAUGGCCCUCUCCAGCUUCAAUGGCUUCAAGGCCAACAUUAUGUCCUACUGUUGGAUCAUUUCCUUUGGCCAGAUACUCAUUUACAUAUUCUUUGGUUUGGUUACCUUCAUGCUGGAACGUUACUACGAAGAACAAAGAACCGACAGCUUCAAUAGCCAUGUGCUAACCCAUUGGCUGUUGUUCCUGUCGAGUGCGAGCGCCUUGGCCAGCCUGGAGUGGCCCAACAUGUGGACUGUGAUAUACUACACGAUGCUCCUGCUGGCUUCACUCAUUGUGAUGACCACACAAAUAUUCACUGUACUUGCGAGUGUCUUCGAUGAGUUCGAGGGCCUGCGAAAGCACAAACAGCAAGUGACCUUUGGCCUGAUUGCCGGUCUGGCUCUCUGUUCUUUCUUCUUUUGCACGAAUCAUGGCAUUGCGUACUUCUCGGCUUUGGCCAUGGAUGCCAUUUGGUCGCAUAGCCUUUUGCAUUUGCUGCUGCUGCUGGUGGUGCUGUGGAUCUAUGGCCGGGAACGCUUUCAGCGGGACAUUGAGUUCAUGUUGGGCCAGCCCUUUGCCUCCUGGAAGGUCUUCAUACUCCGCUUCAUAGCGCCGCUCAUACUGAUACUUUCGCUGCUAAUGGGCCUUGUUGUGGCCAUCAUGGAGCACUCUUUUUUCUCGUUUAUUGUUUUGGUGCUUUCUGUUUUCCUGGUGGUGUUGCCAUUGCUGGCCAUACCCGGCUACGGCCUGUACCACAUGUACCAGAGCACGGGCGGCUGCUGGGAGCGUUUCCGCCGGAGUUGUCGCCCCACCGAUUGGUAUCCCGUGGACAUGGAGCAUCGACAGCAGUACGAGGAGGCUGUGGGCAAUACCGAUGUCACCCAUCAGCUGUUCGAGGUCACCGAGGAGGUCAAUUAAUGGCGAAUGCUUUAAAUAUAAAUCAGAUUUUAUUGGCA